Scomber scombrus (Atlantic mackerel) is the source of this 1591-nucleotide messenger RNA. It is a transcript of the gene irf3, whose product is annotated as interferon regulatory factor 3. The transcript has 11 exons. Gene Ontology annotation, cellular component: nucleus. Gene Ontology annotation, molecular function: DNA-binding transcription factor activity, RNA polymerase II-specific; RNA polymerase II cis-regulatory region sequence-specific DNA binding; protein binding. The record is from RefSeq and is a predicted model, not a curated record. NCBI's taxonomy places the organism in Eukaryota, Metazoa, Chordata, Actinopteri, Scombriformes, Scombridae. Bases 170 to 1567 code for a protein of 465 amino acids. Gene Ontology annotation, biological process: regulation of transcription by RNA polymerase II; immune system process.
CUCUGCUAUUAAGAAAGCACCCUCCUCGGUAUAUAAAGCAGUGGGGAACCGGGUUUCAGCUCGUUCAGCUGAUAUUAUUAUCCUGAAUAAUAUUUCUGAAUUCUGAGCCUGGAACGGACAGCGCUUGAACACAACACACAGCCGGCCAGUGCAACGUGACACUGCAGAAAUGUCUCAUACGAAACCACUGCUCAUCCCAUGGCUGCGGGCCCAGAUUGACGGCGAGAAGUAUCCUGGUGUCCGCUGGACAAACCAGGAGUGCACAGAGUUCUGCAUCCCCUGGAAACACGCUUUGAGACAGGACUCCUCCAGCUUCGACAUCCUCAUCUUUAAGGCCUGGGCAGAGGCCAGCGGCAACGGCCCAGCUCAGGGAGACUGCUCAGUCUGGAAGAGGAACUUCCGCAGCGCCCUCCGAGCCAAAGGCUUCAAAAUGCUCACUGAUAACAAGAACGACUCGGCAAACCCACACAAAGUGUUCCGCUGGCCAGAGGAGCCAGGGUCAGGAGCAAACUCUUCUGCUGGAUCCCAGGACCAAGAAGAGCCGGAUUUGUUUGAGGGUUUUGUCCUUCCUGUACAAGAAAGCCAGACUAUUCACUGCUUAGAAGACUGUCUCUACCUUCCAGAAGAAGCUGUAUUUUCAGACUCCACUAUCAACCAGGAUAUUCUCCAGGAGUGUCUAAAGGGACUGAACAUUGAACCUGAAAGAGAGGGUACGGCAGGCUUCAAGGCUCCUCCUGGGCAACAGCAGCUGGAAAAUCAGGUUGUGAUUGGUGCGUGUGCGUUGCCUGGGCAACAGCAGUAUCCAGUAACGUUUGAGGGUGCAGUCAGUGAAGCUGGGUUGCCUGAGCAACCAGCACAUCCAAUGGUGGGAGCUGUGGGAGAGGCCUGUGGUGGGCAGUUUGUGGAGCAGUUCCUAGAUACGAUGAACAAGGCCAAUGACAGAGACCAUUUCAAGACCCAGUUCAGAGUAUGUGUGUUUUACAGAGGGGUGAAGGUGUUGGAGCAGCUGGUUGAGAAUGAAGCUGGAGUCCGCUUAGUUUACAGGCCUGAACUCAACGGGCCAAUGUUGGACCACCAGUCAGGCCUAUCUGUGGUCUCUCUGCCAAGUCCUGGAGCCAUGCUGGAUAAAACCCAAGCCAACCUGACCCAACGCAUCCUGGAGAAGCUGGGUGAUGGUUUGGAUGUGGGGGUGUCUGGCCAUGUGGUCUACGGCCAGCGACGGGGAGAGAUCAAAGCUUUUUGGAGCUUCUCUAAGUUUGACCAGAGCGGACGGCCACAAGAGGUUUCUAAACUGCAGCCACAACCACUCUACCUGUUCAAGGACUUUUUGCGAGGAAUAAUGGAGUUCACUGGUGGGAAAGAGAGCUUUCCCUGCUCCCUGUUCUUCUGCCUUGGGGAGAAGUGGCCUGACCCUGACAACAGGCCUUGGGAGAAGAAACUCAUCACAGUGGAGGUGGUCCUGACUUCAAUGGAGUUAUUGAAGAAUAUGGCUGUCGAAGGCGGCUCCUCCUCUUUGCAGUCUGUAGAGCUACAGAUGUCCCUUGAAGAGAUGAUGGAGAUGUGCUGAUGCACUUUGCUGCACUUGAAGAAA